AUGGCUACUGUGAAGGACGAAUUCGCUUCUUUUUUGGUGGCGAGAAACAGACUGUUUGGUCAAGAGAAAAACAUAGCGAUAGAGCAUGAAAUUCUGAAGGAGAACCAUGAGAUUCUGAAAAGAGACUACGAAUGUCUUCAGGAAAGAUUUAAGCAUGAAGUGGAAACUUGUGAGAUCAUGAAGAAGUGUCUUCAGGGCAAAGCCGAAGACCCCUAUGAGGAAACUAAUAAACGCUUGUUGGAGGAUUGCGAGAGAGAGAGAAGCGAGAAGGAGAAGUAUAAGAAGAUGUUCGAGGAGAUGAAGGCAAUGGAGAGUGAGAACAAGGCAGUGGAGAGUGAGAGGAAAGCCAUCAUUGAUGAGCUGAUGAUGGAAAAACAGGAGCUUUUGAUGGCGAUGAGAAGACAGGAAGACGAUUUUGAGAUACUGGAGAACAAGUUUGUUGAAUUGGCUGAGAAAUUCGGCGUGGUUGAAAGAGAUUACUCAUACCUGAAAUCACUCUAUGAUGCUGAGGUAGCAGCAGCAGCUUCAGGAGGAGAGACUGAGAAUCUCAUCGGUCAUGGUGGGAACAAUGUCAAAGGUAUAUCAUCAAUACUUAUGUAUGGUAUGUGCCAAAGUGUUCUUGAUUAG
This is a messenger RNA of Thlaspi arvense, 627 nucleotides long. The record is from the annotation of a GenBank genome assembly. Lineage: Eukaryota; Viridiplantae; Streptophyta; Magnoliopsida; Brassicales; Brassicaceae.